AUGGCGAUGAAGCUGAUUGAGAAGACGAUGAACAAGCAAAAGGAGGAGGAAGAUGGAGAUGAGAUCUUUAGGACGAUCGAAGUCGCUAUGGUUGACCGGAGCAACGUAUCUCCGCCGCCGCCGCAGCCGCCGGCUGGUGAUUCUGUUACAUCAUUGCUAGAGGUUUCCGGCGAUGAGCUUAACCUGAUUCCACCGUUGAACUUCGCGAUGGUCGAUAACGGUAUCUUCCGGUCUGGAUUCCCGGACUCAGCGAACUUCUCCUUCCUCAAGACUCUUGGUCUCCGCUCAAUCAUAUCUUUGUGUCCAGAGGCGUAUCCUGAGAACAACAUGCAGUUCCUCAAAUCCAAUGGAAUCAGGCUUUUUCAGUUUGGCAUUAAAGGCUACAAGUGUCUCCCAGGAUUAGAGAACGAGGUUUGGUUGCAUCUUUGGAAUUCUAAGCAUCAGAAAGAGGGUUCCUACACAAAUGGGAAUUCGAAAACUUCGGAGCCGUUUGUAAAUAUCUCAGAUCAUAAAAUUCGUGAAGCACUUAAAGUCCUUCUCGACGAGAAGAACCACCCCCUUCUGAUUCAUUGCAACCGAGGAAAGCAUAGGACAGGGUGUCUUGUUGGGUGCAUGAGGAAACUCCAGAAAUGGUGCUUGACAUCGAUAUUCGACGAGUAUCAGCGAUUUGCAGCGGCUAAAGCUAGAGUUUCAGAUCAAAGGUUCAUGGAGUUAUUUGAUGUUUCGAGCUUCAAGAAUGUUCCAAUGUCUUUCUCUUGCUCCAGUAGGUAG
Thlaspi arvense is the source of this 771-nucleotide messenger RNA. Lineage: Eukaryota; Viridiplantae; Streptophyta; Magnoliopsida; Brassicales; Brassicaceae. The record is from the annotation of a GenBank genome assembly.